Vicia villosa (hairy vetch) is the source of this 2814-nucleotide messenger RNA. RefSeq lists its product as uncharacterized. Bases 947 to 2572 code for a protein of 541 amino acids. Lineage: Eukaryota; Viridiplantae; Streptophyta; Magnoliopsida; Fabales; Fabaceae. The record is from RefSeq and is a predicted model, not a curated record. The transcript has 12 exons.
AUUUAUCCUUAAUAGAUUUUUCUUGACAGGUUAAGUUAACAUAUGAUAUUACUAAUAGUUGUAUUUCGGCCUCUUUUCUUUUAAUGUUAAACUAUUGAAUACAUUCUCAAUUUUCAUCAAACACAACUUAUUUUACUUGUUCGAUUUCCUUGGGAUAAAAUUGCAUAUAACCUAUUCCCUGUUUGCCCAAUUUGGCGUGUCAUUUUAUACUCUUUAAUUAAGUUUUUUAUUUUAUAUUUUUCAGGAAUAUCUUUGCUAGAUAGGGGUUACUUGUGAAGAGUGAAAGUUUGAUCAUUUUCAAGAAUCUUACAUUGUGUGGGUCUAGAAGUUGCUUACUACUAUACAGGUUCAAUGGCUAGUAAUCAAGAAAACCCACAAGAGAACCCACAAGAGAACCCACAAGAAAACCCACAAGAUAAGCCACGAGAAAACUCACAAGAUAUAGAUGCUCCGGAUACAUCAUCAAAAGAAGUUGCACGAGGUGUGUCCCUUAUGAAGGGAAUCAUUCGACAUAGAGACCAAGGAUUGAUAUAUAAUUUGGAAUGGAAUUCUGAUAACCAACCAAUUGGUCCUAAUUCUGCAAAGUUGACAAGCUAUAUUGGUACACUUGUUCGUUUGCAUAUUCCAGUCUCCGUAGCUAAAUGGAAUCUGAAAAGCAAAGAGUUGGACGAGAAAAAAGACAUGAUUUGGGACGAGCUUAAAGUAUCAUAUAUGGUUGUUGUUAUUAUCUUGACGAUAAUUUGAUUAAAUUACUUAUACUAACACACUCUAUGCGUAUGUUUGUUUGCAGAGGUCUUUUACCAUACCAGACGAGCGUAAACGCUUCAUUCUUAGUUUGGCCGGAAAAAGAUAUAGAGGGUGGAAAGCUUAUCUAACAAACAGCUAUCUUAAGGAUAAAGAAGGAAACUUUCUUGAAGAGGCCCCGGGACGUCCAAAAAAGUAUGAGAUGUUCAUUAAUGAUAAUGAUUGGGCUAAGUUUGUAGAGCAAAGAGAUGAAUCUUUUCGGAAAAGGAGUGCCACAAAUAGUGCGAGAGCAUCAAAAGCCGCGUAUCCAUACAAAAAAGGGCGUUUGGGAUAUGCACGCUUAAAGGAAAAAAUUUUAGAGGAGACGAAAAGUGAGGAAACCUCACUUCCAGUACAUGUGUUGUGGAAGGAAGCUCGUGUGGGCAAGAAUCAAGCUGUCGAUCCCGAUGUUCAAAGAGUUUAUGCUGAAUGUGAGACCUUGUCGCAAUCGGUAUCCACCGGUGAGGACCAGGAUGAUAGGAGCGUACUUAGUAGAGCACUAGAUGCUCCUGAGUAUCCCGGUCGGGUGAGGGGUAAAGGUCAUGGUGUGACUCCAACCUCUUUUUACAAGCAUCCUAGGAGAAGAUCAAAUCCUACCAAUGAAGAAGUGUUGCAAAAAUUGCAGGAAUUGCAAGCACAAGUCUCUGAAUUGCAAAGAGAUAAAGAUAUGUAUAUGAGAGAAAAGUGCAACACUUCAUCGGUGAAAGAAACUAGUGAUAAGGCUAGUAUCAACUGUCAAAGGAAAUUUCCCGAGGGCAUUUCAUCUUGCCAACUAUACUUAUCGUCACCGAAUUAUCGCCUAGUUGGCAAGGGAAAAGUGCACAACACUUUGGGAGAUUUACUUCACCAUAGACCGCUCCCGGAUGGACACCUGAAAGUAUCGGUGGAUGUUGUAUUAGAUCAUGAUGCGAUGCUACCGGUACCUGACAUGGUCUCAGAGACAACAUUGCUGCGAGAUGCAAUAGGAUCAUUUGUUGCAUGGCCCUCGGAGCUCAUUACCAUUAGUGAUGAGACUGCUCCUACAAAACCCGCAAUUAAGGGUAAAGGGAUUUUACAGGAGGAGGAGUCUGUUGCAUCACUAAAAGAGGCAUCUGCUCGGGGGUCACAACAAGUGACGCAGCCAGUUCGUAGCGUACCACCCACUGGUCCUCCGAAGCCAGCGGCAAAAAAAGGCGGUGCUUUUGUGCCUCGAUACCGGACGACGCUCGGAACAAUUGUUGAUAUGUCUGAUUUGAAGGAUGGUGCUUUACGUGAAAUCAAUAUGGAUGAAGGUGUCUUCGGUAUUGAAUUCAUGUCAAAUAUUGGAAUUGAUGACUUGGAAGAGAUUUUUACGCAUGAACAACUAGGCGUCGGUAAUAUGCACUCAUAUAUCCGGUUGUUGUAUGACAGAGUGUUGCGCGGGACUCCAUUGUCAAACAGAUUCCGUUUCGUGUCUUCCGCCCAUUGCAGCGGAAUGGCAAUUGCUUCGGAACCGGAAUCAGUUAGACAGCGCUUAGUCGAUAGAUUCAUGUCCACCGGCAAUACAGAAAGUCUGCAUCUUUGGGCGUAUAAUACCCGACCAGUAGGAGCACAUUGGUUGUUGCUUGCUAUCAACCCUAUAAGAGAAGUGGUGUAUUAUCUGAAUUCGGUAAAUGGUGACUGGACCAAUUAUCCGGCUAUGAAGGAAAUGAUUGAUUUAUCAAUACAAGUGUUCCGAAGUCAACGAGACGCACAGGUAUCCCGGACUAAAUCAAACAACAUUACUUGGAUCAAAGUGCAGUGUCCGCAACAGCGAAACAGUUCAGAUUGAAGAUACUAUGUUUUGAGGUUUAUGAAAGAAAUCCUUCAGGCGAAUCAAUUAGAGAUUCCGCUCACGUACUUGGACGAAUUCCGUGCUGCUUCGUACCCGAGACUUAAGUUGGAAGAAAUCAAAGAGGAUUUGUGUCAAUUUUAUAUUCAGCAACUUUUCAUGUAGGAUUUGUAUCGAUUUGAAGUAUAAUAUUGUUGAUGUUACUGAUUUAGUUUGUAAUGAUGUAUAUAUAUAAUUUUGGA